AUGCUGAAGUGGUUGGAAGGUGCGAGGAUCGGCGGCACCGGUGGAGACUUCGAGAGGGUUGCUGUGGAUGGCCAGAGGCUUGGCACUGAUAUUAUCCUGACUCGAACGGCUGUCUUCUUCGCGCUUCCUGCCGGAAUCGGGGAUCAGGGCGACGACCGAAGCUCCAGAAGGCUAGUUGAAGAGCCUCUAUCUUUAGGAUGGGGGCCAGAUAUAAAAGAUGGCUCCCCGUCUGUUCUGCAGAAUUACCCUUCUGCAUCUACUCGAGGCUUGACCCAUUUUCUAUUCCAAAAAGCCAAGUCUAUAUUCAAGGCAGCAGAUAUGGCUUUCGUGGUCAAGCUGCUGAGCUCGGGCCUUGGUUACACUUCAGAAGAUAUUCAUGUCGCCCGCGAUCGCUCGUCCAAAAAAACCUCCAAGUCCGCCGACUCGCUCGCGAACGAUGCUCAAGAGUACGCCGAGCUCCCUGCGGAUUCUACCCACGAUCUCAACCAGGACGAAGCGGUAUGGCAGAUUGAUGACAUGGCCGAGCAAAUGGAGCCUGAAACAAGUGAAGCAGAGUCGGGCACAUUACCUUCGGAAAACGAGCCAGAGGAUGCCAAAAUCAAGUGGAGGGAUGGACUUGUUCGUGACCUCGUUGCCAAGGCAGGCCCGCCUCCUCAAGAAUCACAGCGACUCCAGUGUCCUGUCAUCAUUCCUCAGGCUCGUCCCAGGGCGAGGGAUCGCGGAUUCGUUCGGGCCUAUGCUCCAGUUUUGGCCGACAGUGGAAUUAGUUAG
This is a messenger RNA of Penicillium argentinense, 771 nucleotides long. RefSeq lists its product as uncharacterized. Lineage: Eukaryota; Fungi; Ascomycota; Eurotiomycetes; Eurotiales; Aspergillaceae. The coding region runs from base 1 to 771 and encodes 256 amino acids. The transcript is spliced from 3 exons. The record is from RefSeq and is a predicted model, not a curated record.